UUUGGUCAAAAAGCUAUUAGUUCUUUAGAAAAGUGUGUUAAUUUGGAAAAUUCGGGGGAGAAAUUGUUUGGUGGUUUGAUACGCUCGCUUGAUUGGGGGUUUGAAUCAAUGUGCUUUUUAAACUUCUUAUUUGAUUUCAAAUUGUAUGUUAAUUUAAUCUUUAGUGAGUGAUGAUUUAUGAGUUUCCGAGUUUGGGCGAUACACUGUUUCUAAAUAAAAUCUGGAUUCUGUUAUGGCUUUGGCAUUUGGGACUCCACUGUCAUCAUAUUCCAUGUUUCCUACUAUUAUUCAAUUGUAGUUUCUAGAUUUAAUUGAAGAUAUGUAAUAUUAGAAGCAUUUACUAUUUAGUUUAGCAGGUAUGAUUUCACUUCUUCUUGUAUUCUAGCUAGUUAUAGAUAUUAUAGUGAGAAUCCUGCUAGAGAAGUGUAUUAACGUAGAAAUGCUCUGCUUUCCCGGGUACUAUUGGCCCCAUCGUUAAUGUAGUACUACUAUUUUGUUAUAAGAGAUGUUAUUAUUCUGCAUCAUAAUGAUGAUAUAAGAGGCGUAAAUGGAAACUUCAUAGAUAAUUUGGAUGGAUGCUUUUGCACAUGUUGAGACAAUAAACAUGAUGUUCAUGUAAUUGGACACACAUGUAGCUUUUUAUUGUUCAUGUAGUCUGAUGUCUAUGUAACUUGACUUUGUAGUUCUGUUUAGGGAGAAGAUUGCAACCUGAUGACAUAUUGAUGAAGCCUAUAAAGGUACUAAAAGUGAUGAGGAGCCAGUUGCCUUCAAGAAGAUGCAUGGUUUUUCCACAAUUGAUGGCUUUGUGGAGAUGAACGAAAAAUUGGCAGACAUGUUAAAAUUCGUGGCGAACGAGCCCUCUGUGGGGCUUUAUUAUAUCCAGCACCACACUCAGAAUGUAACUCCCAACAUUCUCGAUCUCAAGAACAAAGUCUCUGAAAAAUCACGUGAGACAGCUUUGCAUACAGAAGAUCUUGACGAUUCCAUGACAAUGUUGAAGUCGAUGAAGGAAUGUGGUAUUCCGGUUGCAGAUGAAAUGCUCAGAGAUAUAAAAAAAUCCCUUUCCAUCAUAUCGGCCAAGCAGCCAAAAAGAGGGCUAAUGUAUAGCUCCAACACCGGCUUUCUUGCAAGAACAAGCUCCUGGUCUCCAGCCUCGUGGGGUCGUAUUCCGCAGCAGGAUGGCAGCAGGAGCCCUGGUUACCUGUCCAGUGCUUUUAAGUCGGUGACACGACGAGCUCAGAGAUUCAACCGGUCACAGUCGGGCUUUGAUGAAGCGUUUGAGUCCAAGAACAGGAAGCGUCCUUCGGAUAUUGGCCCUGCAGUCGCCACCACAUCAGGUAGUAGGCCUUAUGGAAUGGUAGCAGAGCAAGAGACUUUGGAUUCACCGUCGUCAAAUGAGAAUGGCAGGGAACUGCAAGAAGAGUCGCAGCUGAGUAAGAGCCUGUCUCAUCAGCAUUUUCUGUCGUUGUAUGAGAACUACGACGAGUUCAAGGCUGAUCGGGAAGCGAAACUAGAAGAAUGGUUGGGAGGGGCAGGUGGUGCUGAGGAUCAAAGAAGGGGAAAGAAAUGGGAUAGAUAAGGUUUAGUUUAGUUCAGCAGGAGGAGUUGGUCCCAUGGCCACCAUUUUUUUAAUUGUGUUCUUGUUUUUCUUAUGAGAUUGAAACUUUGAAUUAAUGCUAAUAAUGCACAUUUUCUGGUUGAUAAAUAAUUAUGUGAA
This is a messenger RNA of Salvia splendens (bonfire salvia), 1717 nucleotides long. RefSeq lists its product as uncharacterized. The record is from RefSeq and is a predicted model, not a curated record. The transcript is spliced from 2 exons. Bases 776 to 1579 code for a protein of 267 amino acids. NCBI's taxonomy places the organism in Eukaryota, Viridiplantae, Streptophyta, Magnoliopsida, Lamiales, Lamiaceae.